AUGCACUGUUUGUCGGCAACAGCAAGCACACUCGAUCCAAUCCAAAGGCAAGUUCAAAAAUUCUGGGAGCUAGAAGAGGUUAUACGGUCGUCGCCAGUUCAAGGGUUUUCAACGGAAAUAAAAAGAUGUGAAGAACAUUUUCUAAAAACCUAUCGGAGAGAGGAGAAUGGUCGUUUCACAUUAGAAUUACCGUUUAAAGAAAAUGUAAGGCAGCUGGGAGAAUCUCGAGUGAUGGCGGAAAUACGGUUUUAUACGAUGGAACAAAAAAUUGAUAAAAAUAAAUAUAAAUCGGGAGAUAUUUUGUAUUGGAGAUCAUUUUGA
Molecule: messenger RNA, 321 nt
Organism: Macrosiphum euphorbiae (potato aphid)
Lineage: Eukaryota; Metazoa; Arthropoda; Insecta; Hemiptera; Aphididae
Source: the annotation of a GenBank genome assembly